Molecule: messenger RNA, 2026 nt
Organism: Rhincodon typus (whale shark)
Lineage: Eukaryota; Metazoa; Chordata; Chondrichthyes; Orectolobiformes; Rhincodontidae
Gene: rad51ap1
Product: RAD51 associated protein 1
Exons: 9
Coding region: 147-1079 (310 amino acids)
Biological process (GO): double-strand break repair via homologous recombination; interstrand cross-link repair
Molecular function (GO): double-stranded DNA binding; single-stranded DNA binding
Source: RefSeq, a predicted model, not a curated record
UUUUAUUUUGCCUUUUAUUCUGUAAUUCCUCAAACGGUAAAUGUAAUUUUACAGUUGUGGUGAAUGUGCGACUGGGCGCCGACGUGUGUUGGCGGGUGAUUUAUUUCUCAUUUUGGUUUAAGCUCUGCUGCUGUUGUGAGAGAGUGAUGGCCAGGCCGGUAAGGAACAAGAAAAUUGUAGAUUAUUCACAGGGUGGAGACUUUGAUGAUGAUGAAGAUUUUGCGUAUGUAUCAGGUCCUCCAAGUAAAAAAUCCCGUCUGACAACUAAGGAUCAGAAACAAAUAAAAGGGAAAAAAAAUAACAUUUCUGGCAGUCAAGAUGCAAAAGCUGAAAAGGAACGACCGAAAGAAAGGUUGCCACUUGAUGAAAAACUUUAUCAAAGAAACCUGAAAGCUGCAUUAGUCUUAUCAGUGCAAGAGCCAGCUAGUGAAGAUAAUAUUUCUGGUGAAAAUGAAGGUUCCUCAGUUCGAUCUAGACCAAAGCGAGCUGCAACUCAAUCGAAGCAAAUUCUGCUUGAUGAUAGAGGUAUUGAUGGUGAAUGUGAAGAGGAUUCUGCGGGUGAACAGGACUACAUGGCGGAAUUCACACUUGAAUCCGACAUCCAAGCAAAGUAUAUUGGACAGUCUGCUGAACUGUUGACUCUCAUUUUACCUGAAGAUGUUUUUGUAAAUGCUGAAGAAUCAGAAAGCAGUGAAAAUAGUACAGAUGAGGAUGAGGAAUUUACUUUUAAAAAUAUGUCAAAUAAAAAUAAGAAAAAGGAUAAAAUUAAAACACAAACCAAGAAGAAAGAGAAAAAAUCUCUGAAACUUGACAACAUUCCUACAGCUGUGGUUCCGGUAAAAAGCAAGCCUUUAUUAUUGGAAGAGAUGCCAGCUUCUCUGCCACCUUCUAAAUCGUUACAGGAAUCAUGUCUUUCCACUGGAAUCAAAAAACCAAAGUGGACUCCACCAGCCCCUAAAGAAAGCAGUGGUAACCCACGGGAACAAACUUCUGUCAGAAGUCCAUGUCAAGGCCUUCGGUUAGGCCUGUCUCGAUUAGCCAGAGUAAAACCUUUGCAUCCCAUUUCUGACAAUGAUUGAACAUGAUUUAAAACUGUUUUCAAGACAGAUGAAGCUUUGCCUCAGUCCUUUAGUAUUAAUGUCCAUUUUCUUCAUAUUAUCAUAAGAUUGCUUUUCAAAUCAGAUUGUGUAUUUCUUUAAGAAGGUAUUUUUUUAGAACCUGUUAAUAAUCUUGGCAGAAACAGUGACUGGAGGAAAUGUUUUGACAACGUUGCUUCCCAAAGAGCCCAGGAAAUUAUUUUUCCAUAUUUCUUUCAAUUGACAUUGACAAUUUGAGAAUGUUUUUAAGUAAACUUGAGAUAUAAACACACACUUACUGAGACCAUUGGGAUGUUGAUGUUUUGUGGUGUGGUCUUAUGACUUUUGUUUUAAGAUAGUUGGAUGAUAAUGUUAUCUGUACGCUCAGUGUAAUGGAAUUGCAAAUACUUUGAUUAUAAGCACAUUUGCAGUAUUAGGUGCACACAGUAAAUUUUCCUUUAGCAAUGCAUUGGGCUAUGUGAUGGUAACAAUGGCUUCAAGUUGGAAUUUCUAACCAUGUAGAUUGUCUUAGUCUGAAAGCAUCACACAGCCUGUCAAUAUUUUAUAUGAUUGUACCUUCUGUUUCUAAGGAAUUUGAAUGCCUGGAGAAAGACUGUUGUUGCUUCAUAAUUGGUAGAUAUUAUAAGGUUGUUCCUAAUAAGCUAAUAGGAUUCAAUAACAUGGGAAGUCUGUUCAUGCCUGAUCCAAAUUUACCCCUAACUACUUUUUAACUAUGUUGUUAAGAUUUGAUAUGCAUUUAAGGCAAUUUAAAGGUUGGAUUUAUAAUAAUUAUUUUUGUAAGUUUAAAAAUAAACAGCCAUUUGUAACAAAUGCAAGGCAUACAGAAUUUUUUUUAAUAUUGCACAAGCACCUGAAUUUAUGGCACCCCAAUAUAUCUGAGAAAUGUCUAAAACUAUGUUGCAACUAAAGAAUUACUUUCAUUGUUGUAA